Protopolystoma xenopodis is the source of this 231-nucleotide messenger RNA. Lineage: Eukaryota; Metazoa; Platyhelminthes; Monogenea; Polystomatidea; Polystomatidae. The record is from the annotation of a GenBank genome assembly.
AUGAUCGAGUCCCGUUCCAGUCGCACCGUUCUCGGCUCCGUCCAAGACAUCUUCGCGUUAAACACAUGCGGUGGGCCUAGUAGUGUGAACGGAUCUCGCACACUCAACGACUGCCAGUCGGGCUGGGCUGGCGGCCCAGAGAUGCAAUGUGUCGUCAGGGCAUGCAAUAUGGGGACAGGAGAAAUGGGACGUCGGUCAGGGAUCACAGCGCUCACCGAGUCAGCCUCAUAA